Cantharellus anzutake is the source of this 610-nucleotide messenger RNA. RefSeq lists its product as uncharacterized. The record is from RefSeq and is a predicted model, not a curated record. The transcript has 3 exons. Lineage: Eukaryota; Fungi; Basidiomycota; Agaricomycetes; Cantharellales; Hydnaceae. Bases 178 to 492 code for a protein of 104 amino acids.
UCUCCUCCCAUAGUUAAAUUAAAAACAGAGCAAGCACAACCUCUCGCUCCCGCGGCUUUCCCCCCUGUGACCGUUUUUCCCCAACAGCGGUAAGACUGUGAAAGAUGAUGAGGGUGAUCGCACCGAACGUAUGAUAAUCUAGACGACGGCCUCCGAGAUAGCGCCCCCUUUUGGGAGAUGUUACAGCUCCUACGGGAUAUUGAAGAGCACAAUAAAGCAAGCCUGGCCGAACGGCGAAGUAUGGCAGAGCAUUUACAAGAGCUGCAUGACUGGCUGGUACGAGAUCAGCAGGACCGCCAUGCUUCCUUCCGUGGACUUGCGGAACGUAUCCAGCACUUGUACUCUGCCUUGCUGCCUUCGAUGAACGAACGUAUCCAGCAAUUGCAUUCUGCCCUUUCUGAGGCCAAUUCUAAUAUUAUUGCACCACCGCCGCCAUUUCGUAAGUAUCUCCACAUGAACUACAUUAGUACUCACGCUUGGCUGCACACUUAGCAUCUGUUUGACCACCAUCUGUUGUCGUAUCUGCAACUGCUCCACUCAAGGACCCUUCGGUGCCCCCUUUCCCCACAACAACCAAUGAUUUACCCGAACCUGCCUUAGGACCCUGACG